GAGAACGGGACAGGGUGGCUGCAGAGAGGACUCGCCCCCCAGUGCUUCCAUCCUGGCUGGGACGUGGUGGUGAGGGGCUGGGCCUGCACCCCUCCCUGCCACUCAGGGAACAGCUUCACUGCAGGAUCCGGGGCUGCAGUUCAUCAGCUCGUGUCCAGCCCUGAGGCCAGGGAGAGCCACCCUGCCAGAUGCUGGGAGCCCAUCGCCCACACUGCAGCACUGCCCUGCUCUCAGCUGUCCUGCUCCUGCACGUUCAGGCUGCAGUGACCGUGAGGUUCCAGGUCCUUGUUCCCACCAGCCCCCUCUCCGCCCCACUGGGGGGUACCGUGCUGCUGACCUGCCACCUCUCCCCAGCGCUCAGCACCCAGGCCAUGCAGGUGAAAUGGAGCCGGCCCCAGCAAGGCCAGGACAUCCAUGUGUACCUGCAGGACGGGAGUGAGGUGCAGGGUGAGAGGUACUGGGGCAGGAUGGAGCUUCUGCGGGACGGGAUCCAGAGUGGCAGCCUGGCCCUGCAGAUCUGGAACCUCACCCUGCGGGACGAAGGGUGCUACCUCUGUGACUUCCAGUCCAACAGCACCGUUGGCAAUGCCACACUGGAGCUCCGUGUGACGAGCGCCGGCUCAGACCCCCUCCUCCACGUGGGUGGAUACGACGGCAAGCAGAUGAAUGUGAUGUGUCUUUCUGUGGGGUGGUACCCAAAGCUGAAGGUGCUCUGGAGAAACGGCCGCAGGGAGAGACUGACCCCAUCUAAGGAGGAAAAAAUCUCGAGAAACCGGGGCCUCUUUGAUGUCUCCAGCUCCGUGGUAGUGACUGAGCACUCAGACCCAACGCUGAUCUGCACCAUCAGACCCGGCUCACCUGGCCCGGAGAAAGUCUCUGCCAUUCUUAUCUCCAAUGAGUUUUUCCCCCCAGUCUCCUCUUGGAAGGUUGGCCUCUUCUUGUUCCUGUCGGUUUGUGUUUGCCUCCUCUUCUUGCCUGCCUGAUACUUAUGGAGGGUUCAAAGAGCAAAAAGGAAAUCCUCCAAUUUAACCACAAAGAAGUGAUGGAUCCUUCGAUACAGAGGAAAGGAAAUUACAGUCCUACGUGGGUAUCAAUUGUUAUAAAGCAACACACCUG
This is a messenger RNA of Dermochelys coriacea (leatherback sea turtle), 1116 nucleotides long. RefSeq names its product butyrophilin subfamily 3 member A2-like. Bases 189 to 983 code for a protein of 264 amino acids. The transcript has 5 exons. NCBI's taxonomy places the organism in Eukaryota, Metazoa, Chordata, Testudines, Dermochelyidae. The record is from RefSeq and is a predicted model, not a curated record.